Fusarium sp. VM40 is the source of this 1809-nucleotide messenger RNA. The record is from the annotation of a GenBank genome assembly. Lineage: Eukaryota; Fungi; Ascomycota; Sordariomycetes; Hypocreales; Nectriaceae.
AUGAAGCUCCAAUUCCUCGUCUCCUCCCUCAUCAGCCCUCUGGCUGCGGCGCUGACCAUUGCUGAGAUCAACGGUGAUCGGUACCUCUCUUCCUACAAGGGAAAGAAUGUCACCGGUGUAGAGGGUCUUGUCACUGCUGUUGGUAGCUCUGGUUUCUACCUGCGAUCGACCAAGCCUGAUCGUAGCGACGCGACAUCUGAGGGUCUGUACGUUUUCGGCAAGACCGCUCUUAGCAGUGUCUCUGUCGGAGAUGUUGUGACUCUCGAUGGUCUCGUUGAGGAGUAUAGAUCCAACAAGGACUAUGUUUAUCUCACUGAGAUUACCUCCCCUCAGAACAUUGUCGUCAAGUCAUCUGACAACAAGUUCAAGCCAAAGGUUAUUGGCAAGGACACCGGCAACCCUCCUGUAAAGCAGUUCUCCAAGCUUGACGAGGGCGACAUCUUCGCUGUGCCCAACAAUGGGUCCCUCAUCUCAGUAGCCAACCCCAAGCUGAACCCCAAGCUGUACGGUCUUGACUUCUGGGAGAGCCUUGUUGGUGAACUUGUCACUGUCCCCAAGGCGUAUGCUCUCAGCCGACCUAACAACUUUGGCGAUUUCUGGGUCAGGGGUAACUGGAAGGUUUCUGGAUUGAACAAGCAUGGCGGUCUCACCAUGGUUGGUAACGAUGCGAACCCUGAGGCCAUCACCAUCGGCUCUCCUCUCGAUGGGUCUAAGAACCCCGAUGACACCAAGCUCGGUGACUACGUUGGCGACAUCACUGGCGUUGUCUCAUACGCCUUUGGUUUCUACCGUAUUCUUCCUCUGACUGCCACCAAGGUCAGCAAGGCCUCCAACGCCGAGCAUCCUGCUGUUAGCUUCACCAGCAAGAAAUCCUGCAAGGGCAUCACAGUUGGCGACUACAACACCGAGAACCUCAACCCUGCAUCAGCCCAUCUGCCUCUUGUCGUCAAGCAGAUCGUCGAGAAGCUGCGCACGCCUGAUCUCAUCUUCCUCCAGGAGGUCCAGGACAACAGCGGUGCUGCCAACGACGGUAUCGUGACUGCUAACCAAACCCUCGCUGCUUUGGCCGAUGGUAUCGAGGAGUCUAGCGGAGUCGUGUACGACUGGGCUGAGGUCAUCCCUGACAACAACGAGGACGGUGGUCAGCCUGGUGGUAACAUUCGCCAGGCGUACCUCUACCGACCCGAUGUCAUUGAGCUUGUCAACCCUAACCAAGGCGAUGCCGACGACGUCAAUGCUGUUCUCGAUGGUCCUUCCCUGAAGUACAACCCUGGCCGUAUCGAUCCCGCCAACCCUGCCUGGGAUGAUAGCCGUAAGCCUCUCGUAGCUGAGUGGAGGCCUGUCAAGGGCACCAAGAAGUCAUUCUUCACUGUGAACGUGCACUUCGGCAGCAAGGGCGGUUCGACUUCUGUGCACGGCGAUGCUCGCACCCCCGUGAAUAAGGGCGUCGAGAAGCGUACCGAGCAGUCCAAGAUCACUGCUGAAUUCAUUGCGCAAAUCCUCAAGAAGGACCAAAAGGCCCACGUCAUCGCCGCCGGUGACUUCAACGAGUUCGCCGACGUUGCGCCCAUUCAGACUUUCGUCAAGACUUCUGGCCUUGUAGAUGUUGACGAAGCUGCCAAGAUCCCUGCGACAGAGCGAUACACGUAUCUGUUUGACAGCAACUGCCAGGCUCUGGACCACAUGUUUAUCAGCAAGGAGCUCCGCAAGGGCAUCAAGUAUGAGCAUUUGCACAUCAACACUUGGCAGAACAAGGCGGGUGAGGUCAGUGACCACGACCCCAGCGUUGCCAUGUUCGAUAUGUGCUAG